AUGGAGGCGGCGCUGAAGGCAAGCAUCGCAUUGUCCCAACUCCCCACCCCCAAAACCCUAGGCGCCGUGGGGCCCCGACGCCGCGCGGCGCUAGAAUCCUAUCCCAACGGCGGCGGCGGUCUAAUCUCGCACGUUUCUGUAUGUGCAGGGCUAUUUCGGGUACUCAACGUUCCGGCCGUACCAGAGGGAGAUCAUACAGAAGCUAUCAAAUUCCCCCCACUGGUUACAAAGAAGACAGCUGUUGUUGUAAGCCCUCUUCUGUCCCUGAUGCAAGACCAGGUUAUGAGUUUAAAACAAAAAGGUGUGAAAUCUGAGUACCUUGGCAGCACCCAAAUGAAUAGCUCCGUCAGCAAUGAGGCGGAAAAGGGCGCGUUUGAUGUGCUGUACAUGACACCAGAGAAAGCCAUUUCACUUCCUUCAAGGUUUUGGAGUAACUUGCAGGCUGCUGGAAUCUGCUUGUUAGCUGUCGAUGAAGCUCAUUGCAUAUCGGAAUGGGGCCAUGAUUUCAGGAUGGUGUACAAGCAGCUGCAUUCAUUGCGCGACCUUCUUGUGGGUGUUCCCUUUGUUGCUUUAACUGCCACUGCCACAGAAAGGGUACGCCGAGAUAUUUCUACUUCCUUGGUUCUACGCAGUCCUCAUGUGGUGGUUGGCUCAUUUGAUCGUUCUAACCUUUUCUAUGGUGUGAAAACAUGCAACCGAUCUAUGUCCUUUAUAAGUGAACUUGUGAAAGAUGUUUCAAAGAAGAGUGCUGCGGGUGAGUCAACAAUAAUAUAUUGUACGACCAUCCGGGACACAGAACAGGUUCAUGAGGCUUUAGUCACUUCUGGAAUCAGGGCUGGAAUUUAUCACGGUCAAAUGGGCAGCAGAGCUAGAGAGGAAUCCCAUAGAUCCUUCAUUAGGGAUGAAGUUCUUGUGAUGGUGGCAACUAUAGCUUUUGGAAUGGGUAUUGAUAAGCCUGAUGUUAGAUGCGUAAUACACUAUGGAUGUCCAAAGAGCCUAGAGUCCUACUACCAGGAAAGUGGGCGUUGUGGAAGAGAUGGACUGCCUUCAGUCUGCUGGCUAUAUUACCAAAGAAGUGAUUUUACAAAAGCUGAUUUCUAUUGUUCUGAGGCAAAAAAUGGAACCCAGAGAAAAGCAAUCAUGGAUUCCUUCAUGGCAGCACAAAAAUAUUGCCUCCUUGCUACAUGCCGUAGAAGGUUCUUAUUGCAGUAUUUUGGUGAAGAAUGCAACACUGACUGUGGCAAUUGUGAUAAUUGCACAGCAGUGAAAAACGAGAGGGAUUUGUCAAAAGAAGCCUUUCUGUUGCUGUCCUGCAUCAAAUCUUGUGGAGGACGCUGGGGCCUCAAUUUACCUAUUGAUGUUCUUCGUGGAUCACGAGCCAAGAAGAUUGUUGACAACAAUUAUGAUAAACUACAAAUGCAUGGGCGUGGUAAAGAUUAUUCGUCAAACUGGUGGAAAGCACUUGGUGGUCUCCUUAUAGCACACGAUUAUUUGAAGGAGACUGUUCAUGAUACAUUUAGAUUUGUCAGUGUCAGUCCAAAAGGGGUCAAGUUUCUCUCUACUGCUGAUAAAAUGGAUGGAACACCACUGGUAUUUCAGCUGACUGCAGAGAUGAUUGAACUAGAGGAGCAUGGUAGUUCACAUCAUAAAGAAGGUGGUGGUUUAAAUCCUGUGCUAACAUUAGAAUCUGAAAAAAUUUCUGAGGAUGAAUCAAAACUCUAUCAAAUGCUCCUGAAUGUUAGGAUGAAGCUUGCUCAAGAUAUUGGCACUGCUCCGUAUGCUAUAUGUGGUGAUCAGACGAUAAGAAACUUUGCAAAGAUGAGACCUUCUACUGGAGCUAGACUUGCUAAUAUCGAUGGUGUCAACCAGCAUUUUAUCUCACGUUUCAGUAACAUUUUCAUCCAAAAUAUCGCGCAAUUGUCGAAGGAGUUAAACCUCCCGUUGGAUAAUUCACCAUUACCACCACCAACAACAAAUCCAGCUGUAGAAAAUAUUGCUGGUAUACCAAAACCUUUACAAAACAAUCUUCCUGGGAUCUUGGGUGAUGCAAAGCUGACUGCUUGGGAAUUGUGGCAUAAGCAGGAGUACUCAUUCCUGAAAAUUGCUGUAACUUACGACAUGAUCAAGACAUUCCUGACUAUUGAGGGGCGUGGAUUGUCAGAGCAAGUCUUUGGUAACGGUACUGCUGAUGGGGUUCCUAGUAGAAUAGCAGAGUCCCCAAUAUCUUCCUCCCAUGCAAGUGAAGCUAGCAGAAAUGAUAUGGGAGAUGGUGUCCCAGCGGCAGAGGCCAGUGAUGCAAACCCUUCAGCAAAGAGAGGCCAAACUGUUUCUGCUGAGGGGCCAGCAACAAAACUGCAAAGGAUAGACGAGCAUGGGGCAAAGUCAACUGGCACAGCGGCUGCCACUGAAGAAUCUGUGCUAGCUCUGGUUGCGAGCUGCAAUGGGGUAUCGCUGGAGGAUGUUGCCAAGCACUUCAAGGGAUCCAAGAGAGAAUCGGUCUUGGAGAUAUUGGAGGGCCUUGAAUCUCAAUUCAUAAUUUACAAGAGAAACGGGAACUACAUGAUCCUGUGA
Molecule: messenger RNA, 2571 nt
Organism: Miscanthus lutarioriparius
Lineage: Eukaryota; Viridiplantae; Streptophyta; Magnoliopsida; Poales; Poaceae
Source: the annotation of a GenBank genome assembly